Molecule: messenger RNA, 2079 nt
Organism: Coccidioides immitis RS
Lineage: Eukaryota; Fungi; Ascomycota; Eurotiomycetes; Onygenales; Onygenaceae
Product: M6 family metalloprotease domain-containing protein
Exons: 1
Coding region: 1-2079 (692 amino acids)
Biological process (GO): proteolysis
Molecular function (GO): peptidase activity
Source: RefSeq, a predicted model, not a curated record
AUGCAGCUCCUGAAGGCAUCCGGCCGCCACGGGCGCCUGGCGGCCACUCUGACCAGCAUCUUACUGGUCCUUCCCGCGAGCGCUGCCCCAGGCUACCGCCGCAGCGACCAGCAGCAAGAUCGGAAUGGACAAACUGACCCAUUCGCCGUCCUCGACCCUCAAAACUGGGUCAACCCGGACAAUAUGACCUGGGACGAUUGGCGAACUCCUCCUGGUACCAAUUGGGCUGAUCCGUCCAGAAAGGGCUCCGUUCGCAAUUUCAACAUCGCCCUCGUCACCGUCGACUACUCAGACAAGGAGUUCACCGUCACCAGGGAGCCUCAUUCGGACCCCUUCGGCAAUCCGCAACCGAGUGCGGCCAAUAUAAGGCGCGAAGAUGUAACCGCAUUCUACCGUGACUUCCUCAAUAAGCCCGGCGAGCUCAACAUGGGACAUACCCUCCAUGAGUACUGGAUGGGCGAUUCGGGCGGCCGUUACGGUGUUGAUCUGACAGCGUUUGGUGUCUACCGGCUGCCCUUGCUGUCAUAUCAGUACGGAAUUAGUGACAGAAUGAACCUGGGCGCAUGCCCCGUGGAAGGCGCAUGUAACAUCGAGAUUCGUGGAGAUGCGCUCCGUGCCUGGCGUGAGGAUGUCGGUGACGAGAAAGCCGACUCCUUUGAGCUUGUUUUCAUCCUUUCGGCUGGCCAGGACGAGUCUGCCACUUGGCAGGAAUUUGGCGAAAUGAAAUUUCAAACACCAGAGGAUGUCACCGAUGAGUUCGGCCCCCCUAAGAAUGGCAAUGGAUCACACACCAAUUACGCGCGCACCCGAUACGUUGAGUGGACAUCAUGGGCGUCCGCCUCAACAAUCUGGCCUAACGCUGGUGACGGCUCAUCCACGCAGGCUGAGAGCUCUGGCAUGGGCACAUUCGCCCACGAACUCACGCACUUGCUCAAUAUUGGAGAUAACUACAACAAUCCGUACGGCAACCCGAUUCGCCGCUCGUAUACCGGACCGUGGUCAAUGAUGUCUCGAGGAUCUUUCAACGGCCCUGGAGGACCACACUCUCGCUGGCAGGUUCCACCAGUGCAGGGAAGCUCUAUGGGGUCGCUGCACACUGUUCGUGACAAGGCUAAGCUUGGAUUGGUCGACAAUAAGAGCAUUCUUCACGUGUCGCGCGAGGCGCUGGCCGACUCGGGCCUUAUCGUUGCCCGUGUUACAGCCCGUGCGAUAAACCCAGGGGAGUCGGAACUGAUCGGUGUUCGCAUCGUCAUGGAUGCAGACAACUCACCACAUUGCGAUAUUGAAACUGACCCGUUCUGCGAUGGCAACGACUACGAUAACUACGAACUCGAAGUGAUUGACCGCAUGGGCGCCGACUCCUUCACUCCAGACUCCGGCGUCAUGAUCAGCAAGACCAGGACCGAGGCGUUCGGCGAUUAUCAGUGGACCAUUGACGCGAACCCGCAGGAUAUUGAGCUCCUCGACUUCUAUCGCCCAGACGGCACCCCGGUGAUGAUCACCAUUGGCGACUACCGCCAGCUGGCUGACGCGCUCUUCCAUGCUGGCACCCGUUCGGGCAGUGAGUACGAAUAUAAGGAUGAAGCUAAUCGCCUCCACUUCUAUAUCGUUGAUAUUCACCGCGACGAAGAGGGCGUUCUCUCAUACACGGCUGCAGUCCGAUCACUCGACCAGGGUAAAGACCCGCACAAGCACGGCGCCCGUCUCUCCCUGGGAAAACCCAAAACCGCCGGGGACAACAAACCAACCCGCGGGGGACUGACCUGCUCAUUCAACCUCCGCAACACUGGCUCCUAUUCAUCCGACGCAGAGAAGGUGGAGCACCCACAGGAUGUCUCGGGAUUCCUCAAGUCCGAUGUGUACCGCCUCAAAGCUACAGUGAAGGGUGACGGCUGGAAGGUAGAGUUGCCAAACGCACUCGCCGCAGCUGAGUUUGGCGAGUCGACGACGGUCAACGUUGCUGUGGCCGCGGAAUCAUCCGCGUCCCUGAUUGCGGUCGUCAAACUGACUGCCACGUCGGAGUCCGAUCCGUCCGUCUCCGCGACCGGGCUCUGCUUUGUGAAUAAACUUGUGAACUAA